Messenger RNA from Calliphora vicina (urban bluebottle blowfly), 1473 nucleotides. RefSeq names its product DUF1676 domain-containing protein Osi2 (gene Osi2). Gene Ontology annotation, cellular component: membrane. The transcript has 4 exons. Lineage: Eukaryota; Metazoa; Arthropoda; Insecta; Diptera; Calliphoridae. The coding region runs from base 18 to 1247 and encodes 409 amino acids. The record is from RefSeq and is a predicted model, not a curated record.
UAAUUUCUCUUUUAGAGAUGGAAUUGAGAAUUAAAUCACUGGGAUUUAUACUACUUGCAACGACAUUGAUCUAUAGUGCCGGCAAUCUAAUAGCAACAACCUCAGCCGAAGCUUUACGUCUACCGGAUCAACAGUCCAAUUCAAUACCUCUACAACAACAACAACAGAUAUUGCCACAACAGCAACAACAUGUACAGCAAAUCUUUGUUAAUCAACAACAGCAACAACAACAACAACAGCAAUAUGUUCAACAACCCCAACAACCACAAGCGGGAGUGGAUGAAGAACGUGGUCGUUCUUCCAUUCUCAGCAUAUUCGGUUUAGGUGGCGGCGAAAGUGAUCCCUAUUUGGCUCGCUCCAACACAAAUUGCUUAAGUGGCGAUUUAUCGGAAUGUUUCAAAACACAAGCUUUGAAUAGUUUCGACGAAAUAUUUUAUCGUGAACAAUAUGCAUUAUCUGACUUUGCCCGUGUUGUUCGUAUGCCUGAAAAUCAACAGCGUUCCUUGUUGCAAGAACCUUUUGAAUAUUCAGAAGAACCACGUAAUGAGGAUAGUGAUUGGGAUCAAUUGGUGAAAUAUGCUUUAAGAAGAGCUGAACGAUUCAUUAAGUCCACUGCUUUGGAAGUUGAAUUACCAGAAGAAAUAACCGAGGCAGGACGUUAUCAAGCCCGCUUUAUUGGCAAUGACAUCGAUAGUGAAUUGGACAUAAUUGAGGAUAAACAUGCUCCCAUCAUAAAACGUAAAAAGUUGAAGAAAAUGAUCAUUCCCUUGUUGUUGGUGUUGAAAAUUUUCAAACUGAAAUUGUUGUUAUUCUUGCCCUUCAUCUUGGGUAUUGCUGGACUCAAAAAGAUUCUCGGUUUGGCUGCUAUUAUUUUGCCCGGUCUGUUUGCCUACUUCAAGUUGUGUCGUCCCCAAGGCGGACCUGGUGGUUACAAUGCUGGCGGUGGAUUAUUCUCUGGUCUGUUCGGCAGCAAAAACACUUUCCCCGAAUACUCACCACAAGGUGUGGGUUCAGCCACAUACUAUCAUCAUCAUGAUCACUUUGAUGGUGGUGCUGGCAACUCACAAUAUUACAGACCUGAUCCUCAUUUCUCAAAGCCUUAUGGUGAUUAUUAUAGCAAGAAUUAUGCCACCGCUGCCACUGGUAAUUCUGUUAGUUUUGGAGAAACAUCUGCACAUGAUGCUGCUUAUUCUGGUUAUUAUGGCAGAAAUACUGGCAAAGAUAUUGAAAGUACUCAGAAGAGUUAGAGAGCAGAGAAAUAAAUUAUUUUAGCGAACAUUUUACUCUUGUAAAAAUGGCCAUUGUUUCAAAUUUAUAUUUUUAUUUUUUUUAUAUACAUAUAUAUUUAAUUUAAUUGUUAUUAGUAUUUGUUAAAGCAUUAUUGUUUUGUACUAUAUUUAUUUCACUUUCACAAACCACAAAAUAUUUAUUUAUAUUUUUAAAAAACUUCAAAUAAAUUUAAAAAAAAAAAUA